AUGAGCAUCGCGUCUGUUGACAAUGACGUCCUGGCAUGCAUCCUGGCGUUCGUCUCCCCUCGAGAUGCGUUGCAGCUUGCACCAACGUGCCGUGCGCUUUACCCACAUGCUAUCGCACGUCUGCUCUCUGAGAUCGACUUUUCUGGGAAAGCUCUGCCGCCCGUGCGUGAACAUCAAUUCCCUCAUACCUCGACUUGGGAUGACGAAUUCGACUUCGUGGACGAGUCCGACCCGGAGCUUGUGAACGAGGACGACCUGUACUGGCGCCCAGAAUGGCAAGACCCACCGCGACAGCAUAAUGCGGCUCUGGAUCGCCUGGAUCGCCUUAAACCCCAACCUGGAUGCCUCCGAGUUGAUCCCAACCGAGUCACGGCUUUCUGUCGAUUUGUGCUUGGUGACGUUGCCCAACGCGCCCCGUGCAUAAAGGUGCUCAGGCUCUCGGGACUAGCAUUUCUGCAAGUCACCGUUGCAGAAGAUGACCCCGAUGGUGCUAUCGGCAACCGAAUACUGCGUGCUUUGCACAACAAUGUCUUCAACUAUGUCUUCAAGGACGAAAAUGUGGAGUUUCAGCGCGACUACUCCUCCGCAGUCCUCUUCGCCGAUGUCUUGCGGCACGCUACGGGGGUCAAAAACCUGUACUUGCGUGACGUAGAUGAGGUUCUUGAAGGUCAGCCGAGCUUGGCGGAUGCCUUUGCUGACUUGCCUCACGUCGAGGUGGUUAUGCUGGACCAAGGUCCCGGGCUUCCGCCUAUACAGAUGAUGUCCAGAAUGACCUCGUCGCCUCGAGAGCUUGAAGUUCGUGAUUGGUACGGUAAACCCACCUAUGCCGUCCAUGAGUCAUUGAUCGCCUCCCUCACAUUGGCCAAAUUCACCUGCAACCUGCGCACAUUGCGUAUUCAUGCGUACGGUAAACCAUGGCCUGUCGACAUAUUCAAGAAUGUCCAAAUUCCCUCCAUACGAACUGUGACACCACCAACAUCCCUCAAUGACAUCGACAGCCUGGCUCAUGCAUUCCCCGGUGCUUGCUUAUUCCAAUUAAGCUACACUAGCAUUGCGACAAUAUUCCCCGUCCAGGACAGUUGCCAGUUCGAUCAUGUUAUCAUGGAUCACAGCCUCAGGCUUAUGGACGUCUCUUUUUCUCGGCGAAUACGUCGGCUCGACCUCCAUCAUAUGGAUUCCUCAAAUCUUCCCUUACAUUUGCAGCUUCUGGAGUCCGCAGCACCGGCUGUGCUGCUCGUCAACGAGGCGAAGCACGUUUCGUUGACUCCUUCGCAGAUUGACAGUCUCGUGCGCACAAUAUCAUCACUCAGAUUCCUGCAACUAAACAGUAGUUUCUUACCGACCGCACUGGCUGGCUUUUUUGACUUGAUACAUCAUCUUCCCCUCAUUGGCCUCUCGAUCGUCCUCUCCUCUACACGCCCAGUCAUGCGUGAUCCUGAGCGCCGCGAGAUUGUUCUCGUAGCCGCGAGGUGUAUUCCAACUUUGCGGUACAUGGAAUUCGGGAUCGGGUGCCGACGCAUACGCCACAAGUAUCAGCUCUGGGACCGGCACCGUAGUCUUCGGCCCGUCUGGCACGAGAUCAUCCGCUCGGAAAACGAGCCAGAGCUUCGCCAACUUUCGAAGGAGGAGGGAUAUGGUAUUUACAGGGAGAUGCUCAAGCUAGACCGCGACUGA
Messenger RNA from Postia placenta MAD-698-R-SB12, 1674 nucleotides. RefSeq lists its product as hypothetical. NCBI's taxonomy places the organism in Eukaryota, Fungi, Basidiomycota, Agaricomycetes, Polyporales, Adustoporiaceae. The record is from RefSeq and is a predicted model, not a curated record. The transcript has 2 exons. The coding region runs from base 1 to 1674 and encodes 557 amino acids.